Messenger RNA from Lethenteron reissneri (Far Eastern brook lamprey), 9353 nucleotides. Its product is annotated as microtubule-associated protein 1B-like. Gene Ontology annotation, cellular component: cytosol; microtubule associated complex; dendrite. The record is from RefSeq and is a predicted model, not a curated record. Gene Ontology annotation, biological process: axonogenesis; dendrite development; regulation of microtubule depolymerization. Gene Ontology annotation, molecular function: microtubule binding; actin binding. Lineage: Eukaryota; Metazoa; Chordata; Hyperoartia; Petromyzontiformes; Petromyzontidae.
AGGGGAGGACACAACGCCGGCAGCUGCUGGCAGGACACGAGUGUUGAGGCACAGAGAGACAGAGAGACAGCAGGGAGACAGAGACAGGGAGAGAGAGACACAGAGAGUGAGACGUACAGAAGGACAGAGACAGACAGGCAGGCGGCAUGGCAGGGAGCGGGGGGCACCGGGUCCUGGUCGCCCUGGGGGAGCUGUGCGACCCCGGGCAGCUGCACGCUGCCCUGGCCGACGUGGAGAGCGGUCUCCGCUCGUGGGCCGUGGAUCCCGCCGUCUGUGAUCUUGAUCAGCAGCUCAAGCUUUUCAUCUCCCGACACUCGGCGCGCUCCUCAGCGCAGGUCAAAGGUGAGAAGACGCUGCAGCAUCGGAGCGAUGUCCUAGAGACGUCCGUGCUUCUCAACCCCUCGGAGAACACGCUCGUCGGCGAGGUGCGUGCCCUGCUUCUGUCUCCUGAGCACCACAAGCUGCUGCUGCUCGCCGGCGUGGGCCUAGAGGACACCGGCGACCUCGUGCUGCAGGACGGCUUCUUCUCCUGCCGACACCUCCUCAACAUCUGCACCGACGACGAGGUGCAGGAAUCCCUGAGCGCCGCCUUCCCCGAGCAGCGUGCGGAGCUCACGCUGUGCUGCUCCGUCGUGGACAGCGCCUCCUGGGGCAGCCUCGCCUCCGACGGCGGAGUCGCCUCGUCCGCCCUGGCCGUCUCCGUGAACCCGCCGGCGCUGCUGCCGCCCGGCAUGGAGGGCGCGUGCGAGCUGAGCGAGUACCUGGCCGAGUCGUGGGAGGCGCCAUCUCCGUUCGGCGUGCUCGAGGCGCCGGCGUCGGGCGGCUUCCUCAAGCUGUCGCGCCCGUGCUGCUACGUGUUCCCCGGCGGGCGCGGGGACGCGGCGCUCUUCGCCAUCAACGGGUUCACGCUGCUCGUGGACGGAGGCUCGGAGCGCCGCGCCGGCUUCUGGAAGCUGGCACGCCACCUGGACCGGCUCGACGCCCUGCUGCUCACGCACAUUGGCGCCGACAACCUGCCGGGCGUGAACGCGCUGCUGGAGCGCAAGGUGGCGGAGGCGGAGGCGCAGGGCGGCGGGGAGGGGGGCAGGCCGCCCGGGGCGACGUCACCGGAGUGGCUGCGCAACCUUGUAUCGCCCGAGCUCGGGGUCGUCUUCUUCAACGUCCCCGACAAGAUGGGGCAGUCCGGUGACCCCGCCGCCAACGUGAGACGAGGGCUGGACGAGGCGUGCGUGACUCUGCAGCACCUGAGCCAGCUGGGCAUCCAGCCCGAGCCGCUGUUUCGCACCAACAGCCCCACGCUGGAGCCCAUCAUCCUGUUCCAGAAACUGGGCGUCGGGCGGCUUGAGAUGUACGUGCUCAACCCCGUCAAGGACAGCAAGGAGAUGCAGUUCAUGUUACGGAAGUGGAACGGCAACGGCAAGGCCAAGUCGGGCGUCGUGAUGCCCAACGGCAAGGAGGGCGAGGUCUCGGUGCCGUACCUGACCUCGGUGGCGGUACUGCUGGUGUGGCACCCCGCCAGCCCGACAGAGCGCAUCGUGCGCACGCUCUUUCCCGGCAACGCCCCGCAAAACAAGAUCCUCGAAGGCCUCGAGAAACUGAAGCACCUGGAGGUUCUCAAGCACCCGGUGGUGACGCAGCGGGACCUGGCAUCUGGCGCCGUGGCCCAAGCGAAGCCCUUCCAGUUGAAGCCGAAGAACAGGACUGACAGCAAGGAGAGCCUCAAGAUGUCCUCUAGGCCCGGAACGGCCAAGAAGGGGGAAACGGCAGCGAUGGUGAGGGUAGAUUCUAAAACGGAUUUGGCUAAGACGUCCAGAGCCGAGAAGACGCAGGCCGCCAUCCCUGCUGCUGCGAAAUCUUCAGCUGCUGGACGGCCCGACACUGGCAACAAGGCCGGCACUGAGAGAGCCAAGGCCGAGAUGAAGCCCAAGGUGGCCAAGGAGCCAGCAAUCGGUAAGGACGGAAAAGAUAAACUUCAUAAACCUACCAAGAAGGAUAUAAAAAAAGAAGAAUCGAAGGACGACAAGAAGGAUGUGAAGGAUACAAAGGCAAGCAAGGAAGUCAAAAAAGAUGUAAAGCCAGUGAAAAAGCCUGAACUGAAGGCCUCUGCGAGCGACGCCAAGAAGCCCCUUGGCAAGACGACCGCGCCGCGUAAGGACAGCGCCGACGUGAAGAAGCCAGUUGCCUUAGCCGCGAAAGCCACAGAGGCGAAGAAAACUAAAGUGCAGAUAAAAGCUGCAAAGCCAAAAGGGAAAGCUGAUCAGAUUGCCACUGCCGCGAAGGAGCAAACUCCGAUCUCUUCGCCGGAAGAUCUCACCAAAGAUUUUGAUGAGGUGAAAAAGGAUGGUGUCGAAUUCAAACAGUCGACGGAAGAGAUCAUCCCAAGCCCGCAGGAGGAAGUGCUUGUUGUGUCGCAGAAAACAGACAACAUUGGGAUGUCCUUGGUCUCCCCUGACGAGGGAAUUACCACCACGGAUGCCGAACCGUCUCCUCACGAAGAGGAGACGCCUUGUCACCGGGAAAACUCUGCACACCUGGAUGGAGAAGAGUAUGACGUUGGAGGUAAAUGUCACAUGGAUGCGGAUGGCGGAAGAGAAUUGGCGUACCAGGGCGGGAAUAACGCCCAUGAGGCACCUGCCGUUGCAAAAGCAGAGUCUGCUGACAGUGAUUUGGCAGAUGAUGAUGAUGAAAUGCUAAGGGAGGAUGAGAGAAGUGAUGAUGAUGGAGAAAUGGUGGAGGAACCAGAAACUGCUGAAGCUUCUCCUGUUGGGAGUCCAAAAACUGGUGGAGCCGUUUUCACGAGCUCACGUGCAGAGUUUGAUCCUGGUGUUCAAAACAAGUCAUUCCCCCCCGUUUCGUCAAUGUUGGAUGGCGAUGGACUUGAUAAAAAUGUGCUGCAAUUCCACCAGUCGGAUGAUAAAGAUUGGGCUCCUUCUGAGCACGAUUCCCAGCAUUUCCAGCAACUGGAUAAUGAAAAAGGUGCCUCGCCCCACCACCACCACCACACUGCUUCUGAUGUACCUUCACAAAGUCAGGAUGGUGGAAGUCCAGCGGUGGAAAGCCCUGAACAUAUCCGGGGAGAAGUGAACGUGGACACAUUCACCACUUCGAGCAACAUACCUCUCGACAAGACUCCAGCCAGCGACCGCAGUGUAAAGUUUGACCUGACGCCAAUGGAAAUUUCCCAGAAAGGGGGGCUUCUCAGUAAUUUAGACGACACCCUCCCUGCACUGUACGAACUUCCGUCUUUUGGCAGCAACAUAUUCGGAGGUGGAUUAGAGGAGACCAGGUCCUCAUCGUCUCCGCCGCUGAGUGCAGGAAUCACUCCGUACACGCAGUCACCGCUGGUGGAGGAUUCCUUGCUGGUCGAGGGCUCCAACAAAGUCCCCAGUGUCCCCGCGCUGCCAAACUCGCCUCUCAAACUCUUCCCGGAAAUGGCCCUACACUCGCCCAGUGGCCACGAAGAGGCCUCGGUGGUCAAUCACUGCGAGCGGAGUUCCGACGGGCUCAUCGUCGGCGUGCUCGAGAACGGUUCCACGUUCAAGGAAUAUGAGAAGGACGGCUUUGCGUCGGAGGAGAUCGCGUCGGCCGCAGUAGUGGACGGUGCCAGCCAUAAGGUUGCAAGCAAGUUCAAGGAAGCGGUGCCGCAUGAGGCGCACUUCUCCCUGAGCCUCUCGGGGAACCCCUUCGAGGAGGCACGCGCCCCGCUGAUUGAGGUGUCGCCGACGCGCGCUGAUGACACGAGCCAACUGUUCUCGGCGCGCGAGGAGAGCAAGAUGUCCAUCUCCGCCGCCUCCCUCUCGGACCGCUCGGUGACGCCCACCACCGACGAGGCCGCCAUUAUGGCGGCAGUGUCGGCCUCCACGACGUCAUUGGCCACGAGCUCCUUUCUGGACCCUUUCACGGCCGCCACGACGGGCGACGAGGUGUCUCCCUCCCUGCACGCCGAGGUGGGCUCGCCGCACUCCACCGAGGUGGACGAGUCUCUCUCCGUGUCCAUGGAGCAGGUUCCAGCCUCGCUGCCAGACCCUGAGCAGUCUCACCGCGAUCCGUCGGACCCGCGGCCCAUGUCCAUCUCCCCCCCUGAGAUGUCGCCGCGCCCCUCCACCCUGGCGGAGCCACGGGGCGCCCUCGCCUCCAUCGCCUCCAACGGCCCCACCGAGGUGGACUUCAGCCCCUUCGACGUCGACGUCAUCACUCCGCAGUCGCAGUUUUUCCAGGGUAACAGCCCGAGCCCGUCGAGCUCUGCCACCCCGUCGCCUGUGAGGGUCGUGGGCUCCAUGGCCGAGGGCCUGAGCGAAGCGCAGCACCGCGAUGCCGAGGCCGACGUGGAGGAGAAUGAAGUGGAUGUCGAGGAGGAGGCGGCGCCACCACAUGUGCGCGCGUUCGAAGGUCUGGGAGGUCCCAACAACCACAACGAUGAAGACAACGUGGACGACGACGACGAGGAGGAGGAGGAGGAUGUUGAUGAAUCCGCGCACGAUGUGGAUCUCUGCCUGGUGGCGUCUUGCGAGUUCCAGCACCAUCGCGAGGGGCUGCAGCACAGCGGCGUGACACAGAGCCCUGUGGAUUUCUCAGACGACAGCGAGCACUCGCAGGACCGAGCCAAGCCGGCGGACAGCUUCUACAGGCCGUCGAGCAAUCAGUACAACUCGGGCGGCCUCUCGUUCGGACCGUCCCCGACCGAGGAAACGCCCCCGACCUCCGCCAGUGAAUCGCUGCCGACUCGCAGCGAUUCCGACAUCCCUCCCGGAACCGAGGACUGCACGGCGGAGGCCGCCCAGGACUCUGAGGAUGACUCGGACUGCCUCCCGAGUGACAAGACGUCCUCGGACAAGAGCAACAAGUCGGUUCGGGUCGACGCUCGAAGCAGGAUCGACGUGUCGCCUUCGGCUCCUGUGGACCCCUUCCCACCGCCCCCGGACCCAAACGUCUGCAUGGCGGACCCCGAAACCCAGGAGGCUGAUUUAGAUAAGACGUCAAAGAAGGACGGCAAGACGAAUCCGAAGGCAAGUGGGAAGGGUGCCAAGAAACCAGAUGGUAAAGCCAAACCGAGCGCCGCUCAGCCCAAGGGCGCAGCUGGGAAGGAGAAGCCUACAUCCAAGCCGAACAAAAUAGCUGAAACCAAAAUAACCAAGCAGGACAAAGAAGCCAAGAAUGGAGUGAACGUCAAUGCUUCCCGGGGCGGUGCCGGACAGACUAAGGCCACUGGAACAGGUGCCGGCAAGCCGGCGGGCCUGCCGCCGUCCUACCCCUCGGGGCCGCACGUCUACGUCGACCUCGCCUACGUCCCCAACCACUGCAGCGCCAAGACGGCCGAUGUCGAGUUCUUCCGGCGUGUGCGCUCGGCACACUAUGUGGUGAGCGGAAACGACCCGGCGAGCGAGGAGCCCAGCCGCAGCGUGCUCGACUGCCUGCUGGAGGCCAAAGCCCAGUGGGGGAACAACGCCCUGCAGGUGACGCUGAUCCCGACGCAUGACACGGAGGUGAUGCGCGAGUGGUACCAGGAGAGCCACGCGCGGCUCAAGGAGCUGAGCAUCAUGGUGCUGGCGAGCAGCAGCACAGUCGUCAUGCAGGAAGAAUCGUUCCCCGCCUGCAAGAUCGAGUUCUGAGCCUCGCCCGGCAGCAGAGCGCCGUGCGAUCACCAGACCCCGAUUACCCGUUACGUCAGGUUCCACCAACGACGCUCCAUGGGCCCGGCCAUGUGACUGCUGCUCGCUUUGGUCAUGGUAACGAUCGUGACGAAGGUGACGAUAAGGCAAUGGUAAGAUGAUGAUGACGAUGGUUAUAAUGCCACGGCAGGACCAAUGGUCUAUAAAGAACCCGACCUGUCAGUGCCAACUUAAGUUACUUACCCAGCAGCCAGAGCAGCCUGAGUGUCGAGUAGUUGGGUGGGGGCAGCAGCAGACCCAGAUGCGAUGCAAGGAAUUCGAACGGAGGUUCGGGAUUAGGGUCCCGGACGGUCGUAAUCUUGGCCUGGUGGUCGCACCGCACCGAGUGGCCGUGGCGGCCUCUUGGCCCAGCGAGGAGAGGGCUUACAUCGAUAUGAUUUACACGCAUUUUCGUGACUGUUUGCGUUUUUAUUUUUAAUAAUUAUUUCAUAAAAGUGUUGUAGCCCAAGGACAUUUUUCUUUUCCUGGCAAGCAUCAGAAUUAUGAUUGAUUUAAAUGAUAGGGCAGAGAGUCAGGAGAUGGACAGGGACGAUGGAAGUGGUAAAAAGUAAUGUGUGCUCGCUUUUUUGAAAUGAACAAAUUUGAAAACGAGUUAUGCAAAUUGGUCAGUUGGGAUUGGGAACUGACCGUCCCUUACAUUGAAUGCAGGCAACAUCUGCUUGCCACUAAGCUUGACAUAAUUUUGACAGCUCCCCCUUGUAAAAACAAAAAGAGGUGUAAAGUUAAUAAAUAUGAAGUGCAACUUAGGAGGACCAAACUUGAAUACAUUUUUUUAUGCAGGAAAGCAAAAAUAAGUCUGGCAAAGUUAUUUUUUUUUUUGCAAACUGGCUGUUACCAGUUGUGAACAAGACGAAAGCGUAAAAAUAACUACAAUGAUAUCGUUUAGCAUUCAUGCCAUAUGCCACCUCUCUAAUUAAUUAUCCUGAAGUAAUUCCACUUGGGUAAGUCUGGCUUUUGGUAAGGUGCCAGCGAGAGAAUGAUAUGCUUUUGCACACAUACAUUUUGUUUUUGCAGUGUGAUCAAGUGAACGGUUUGCUAAAAAGCAAUGCUCUCCUCUUUGAUUCAGAAACGUGGCUUUUGUCAGUUGCUAAUGUCGCCUUCUCAAACAAGGUAAAAACUUUUGUAUUCUUCACUUGCUGUCAAGUGUGCUUCGGCCAUGUGGUGUCCGUGCUCAUUUGUACCGGAGUUUGUGGUCACUCGAAACGGGUGUUGGGAGAUUUCAAGACACUAAGUGGGUUGAUUUAGGAUAUACCUAAUCACUUUGGAAACUGUUAAAUGUGCACUAAAGUGCAUCGCAGCUUGAUAGUUACUUUACAAUUUGCUUAGGCAUAUUGCCUGUGAUGCAGUGUUCGCAAGGGUAUGUUUUCAUUUGUUAUUGUUUUGUAAUACCUUUGUGUGGUUAGAGAUGUUUUGUAUAGUUUUCUUUAAGGCACAUUGGUUUUUCUACGGUUGAGAAACUUUGAAGUAAAUGAAGGAUUUGGAGACUCAAAGUAUUUUUUUUUGCUCUGCGAUGUUGAUGCUGAUGAGGCCGGAGUGACCAUUUCUGGAUUUCAGUGUUUUUCAAACAAGGCCCAUGUCUUGGCUGAGAGAAAAUCUUUCAUAUUUAUCACAAUCGGAAUCUUUAUUUAUUCUGGAAAAAUACGAUGAGCUAUGAAGCUCUUUUGCACAGAUGGUCCAGUGGAAAUUUAUCGCAGCCAAAUAAUCUAAACACAUGUUUCUAAAAGUGGAGGGAAAAUCCGGAGGACUCGGAGAACAAAACCACAUGACCACUGGGAGAGAGACGUGCAAACUCCAAAUAUACAACAGGCGCCAGGGUCGGGAUCGAACCCCUAACCUCCUCCAUGUAAUGUGAAUUCUGAAUAUUCUCCUGCGCUGUAUAUUUACAACAACAAAAAAGCCAAUUAUAUUUGCCUCUGAAAAAGAGCGAGACUCAAAACAUAUUGCUGUCCGUGCCAUUUUGGUACUCGGUGAGAUGGAUUCAACACUGAAAUCCUUUAAAUGGGCUCGCAUGCUUUAUUCAGUUGAAAAUUAAAUGCUCAGAACGGGUUCAUUUAGUCAUCACCUUUUCAUAGUUAAAUUUAACACUACAUUUUUGCCAUUAGUUCUUAACAUCCGUAGAAUAAUUGCAACAUACUUGAUAAUAAAAAAUAACCGUCAUGCUUAAGCUAUAAAUGUUACUCGUAAUGGAAAUAAAUUGUUGCUGCUUCAGUAACUUCAGUAAAAUUAAAACUGUGGAGAAUCAUUUGUCAGGAAAAAAGUCAAUACUUUGGCUGAUAUGAUACCAGUUCUUGCCAAAGGACUUAUGAGAAUAAACAUUUGCAUAUUCCCUGUGCAUUUGAAUUAACUUUCUCCCAUCUAUUGAUACGAUUUGUGUGCGCGUGUAGCUGCGUGUGUAGCAGUGGAACACAUGUUAUAAGCGUUUAUUGGAAUUGACGUGCAUCUGCGUUGGGGUAGAGAGCAGCGGGGCUAGCUACAAAUUCAAAUUCUCCCCCCUCAUUGUUGUUCGUCGGACCUGGUGAAGGCUCGCACAGGUUCACCACCCGUUUAACGGUGAAGACUUUGAGGGGGUGGGGAUGAUUGCAGUCGGUGUGUAAUGUUUCAGACAUGAGCUGUGACGCUUGCGCGCAUCGGCUUACGCUUUUGGAAAUUGUCAAAAGAGUGCGUGGCUUCUAUUCGACAUGAGAUUACGCUUUUGCGAAUCUCACAAUGUGCAGUUGCCCCACCUACUGCAUGCACAUGGCAGGCUCAGCGGAGUUCAUCUCAGCACGAGGCAAUCGCAGUGCCCAGGCACCGUGCUUGGAGGCUCGCUGCAACACCAUGUGACAUGCGUAGGAGUGCAGCUGACAUUUACCAACGUCACAAACUCACACUACACACGUAAAGUAUAUUUCAACGUACAUCAGCAAAGUUAAGAAUGUUUAACGAGAAAGUUGUCUUUCGGCUGGACGGCAUGUGAAUUUGACAAAAAUUUGUUUUCAUACAAUACAGAUGAGAUAGAGAGUAGAUAUUUGAACUCGUCGUCCGGGCUGACGAGCUGUUGAAGUGAUGCUGCUCUUUAGCUCGACGGCGGCAGCAUAAAGCAGCAGAGAUGUCGUCGUGUCCCACUGUCGCUUCACGAAGCGUGUGUGUGACCCACAUGGAUACACUAAGCCGCUGUUAAACCAUCCUGUGUGGGAGCCACCGAAAGUGCGAGGAAUUGGAGAAAGUUUCACGAGUUGGGAAGCGACCGAGCGCAAACAAAGCUGUGAUGCAAUGUGAACAAAACAAAUUGACGUUGAAACAAUGAUGCUGUGACAAUUUCAUCACGGUUUGGGGUCAAGGGUAUUCAUUACCAUGUAACUUUAAUGACGUUUUUUUGUUCCUUUUACGUAAUGUCUAAACUAAACUGCUUCGGUCAGUCGUGCAUGCUGUAAUGUAUCUUCAUCUUAAAAGUCACUCUUGCUAAUCCUCUAUAACAGUGCGGCAUAACGGUAGUCUCGGUGCUGCUGUUUUGGUAUGAUGUCGAGUCUUUUACCACUGUAUUUUGUAGGAAGUGCUACUUCCCUCUGCACCCCCCUGCCUCCCCCAGUGCUAUAGUUGUGAAGUGCUGUGCAGAAGCGUUCCUAUUUCAGCACCUGUUCAGUCUUUGUUACAGUGUACAACACAGUACUUUGGCCUCUCAAAUAAAUUAUUGCAAAAACGGUG